Messenger RNA from Penicilliopsis zonata CBS 506.65, 1728 nucleotides. RefSeq lists its product as hypothetical. The transcript is spliced from 2 exons. Lineage: Eukaryota; Fungi; Ascomycota; Eurotiomycetes; Eurotiales; Aspergillaceae. Bases 202 to 1665 code for a protein of 487 amino acids. The record is from RefSeq and is a predicted model, not a curated record.
UAAUUGUGGUUCGAUAUCUUAUCUGUCGGCAACCUCAGAAUUGAUCGACACAACAAACAUCUACCAGGUACCAAGGUAGGUACGGAGUAUACAUGCUACGUCUACGGUUCAGCAAUUAAUAAAUUCAUUAAUAUACACAAGGAAUGAGCUUCUCUUUUAUUCCACCAUUCGUCGCCUCCCACCCCUCCUCCCUCUGACACGAUGUCUACAGACCUCCCCUCCACCGAAGCCGAACAAACCAACCCCUCAAUCCUCCGUCUGAUCGAAUGCUCGCGCUGCAAGUUACCGUUUCAGACCCCGCUCCGACUGCCCUGCGGGAAAACGCUGUGUCGGGCGUGUAUGCCCCCCGUCCGGCGACGCGUGGGAAUCAGCUAUCCCGGCACCGAGGACCGGAAGCUCGGGUUCAGCUGCUACUGGGACGGCCGGGAACAUUGCCUGGGAGACUGUGGGGUAGACGUGUUGAUGGGAAGAUUGGUGGAAGUGUUUCUUCAGUAUACCACUCAAGGAAAACUAGAGCUUGAGUUUGAGCUUGAGCUUGAGCUUGAGCAGUUGGUGAGAGCCGUACGCGCCGAACUCGACUGCCAAGUCUGCUACGCUUUGAUUCUCGACCCUCUGACCACCCCCUGCGGACAUACCUUCUGUCGGAAGUGCGUGGGGCGGGUUCUCGACCACUCUGAUCUGUGUCCCAUUUGUCGACGGAAGUUGAACCUCCCACUGGCUGUUGAGAAGGAGCCGGUCAACGAGCGCGUCGCGACGCUCAUCGAAGCUUGGUUCUCUGACGAGGUGGCGGAGCGGCGUGAAACGUUGGCAGAGAAUGAGCACGAAGAAGAAGGAGAAGGAGAAGGAGAACAUGGUGGCGAUGGCUACGCGGGUGAUACCCUGCCCUUGUUUGUGGGCGCGUUGACGUUCCCUAUGAUGCCUGUGUUCUUGCAUAUCUUUGAGCCGCGGUACCGGCUUAUGAUGCAGCGCGUGAUGGCAAGUCCAAGCCGGCGGUUCGGUGUGCUUGCGUUCAACCGUUCCGGAGCGCCGCAGGGCGAGCUGGGCCUUUCGUUGCCGUUUAUGCAAUACGGGACUGUUAUGACGGUCGAUCGGUUCGAGCUCCUGCCCGACGGACGCAGUUUGAUUGUCGCCACGGGCUUGUCGCGCUUCAGGGUCGUCGAGUCCCGGCUCCGCGAUGGGUACUACGUCGGCAGGUUUGAGCGGGUGACUGACAUCUCGCUCUCGGAAGAGGAGGACGCGGAGAUGGCCGAGGUUGCUAGUAGGGCUGCUGCUCUGUCUAGGGAGUCACGGGAGAAUCUCGAAUCUACGGAAGAAGCUGAUGCAGAUUCUUCGGAGCAACAGCCCAUCCCUCUUGAUGCGCCGUUGGAGUCCCUGUCGACGCGGCAGCUCUUGAGGCUGUGUUUGGAUUUCGUGCACAAGCGGCAGGAAGAGGGCGUGGUCUGGCUUCAUCCCCGAGUGCGGAUGGCGUACGGCGAAAUCCCAGACGACCCCGUUCUCUUCCCGUACUGGCUCGCCACCGUCCUCAACAUUGCCGGGUCGGAGGGGUACACUCUUUUGCAUUACACCAGUGUAAGGGAGAGGAUGAAAAUGGCCGCGCUGUGGGUGAGGGAUUUUCAAGGCCGGGGCCGGCAAAGUUCAACCCGUAAGGUCUCUGCUAUCCUCUGACUAGCCGUCCCUCUCUUCAUCAUCUUUGCCGCUCUGGUUCAAUCCCUUGGGCUGGUCUUUUCG